Messenger RNA from Helicoverpa zea (corn earworm), 1722 nucleotides. RefSeq lists its product as uncharacterized. The record is from RefSeq and is a predicted model, not a curated record. Gene Ontology annotation, biological process: DNA integration. The transcript has 2 exons. Gene Ontology annotation, molecular function: nucleic acid binding. Lineage: Eukaryota; Metazoa; Arthropoda; Insecta; Lepidoptera; Noctuidae. The coding region runs from base 1 to 1722 and encodes 573 amino acids.
AUGAGCGGGUCAACGACCCGUGACAACAACGUGCACGUCAGCCUCGUCAUGGCGAAGGCAAAGGUGGCGCCGCUGAAGCUGCUGUCAAUACCGCGCCUCGAGCUGCAAGCCGCGGUGAUGGGUACGCGCGUCGCAGCCGCAGUGAUAUAUGAACACAACGUCAAGCCCGCCUCCGUGACCUACUGGAGUGACAGCAGAACCGUUCUGACAUGGAUAAGGAAAGGAGCCAGAUCGUACAAGCCAUUCGUCGCACAUCGAUUGGCCGCCAUAGAGGAAAAUAGCAGAGUCGAAGAGUGGCGCUGGGUGCCUACAAAAAGCAAAAUAGCCGACGCCGCCACCCGCGACGUCCCGACGCACUUUCACACCGACCACGAGUGGUACUGCGGCCCUAAGUUCCUCUACGACGACCCAUCGACAUGGCCGACCGAGUCACCAGCUGACAGUCAACCGACAGGCGAAGAAAAAACAGUCACGCUCAUACAAGCGGGCGCAGCAAACCUCAUAGACGUCGUUCCCAACCCCGCUCGAUUUUCAAGGUGGGAGCGAUUGCUGCGCGCCACAGCCAGAGUACUACAGUUUAUAUCGUUAUGUAGAAAACAACAUACAGAAAAAACGUUCUACAAGCGAACAAGGAAAAACAAAGAAAACGAUCCUGAUUGGUCGAGAGCGGUGCGAGCGCCCCGCGCGCCCGCCGAAGCUGCGCGCGCCCAAAUAUACACACGCAAGUUUAUUGUAUUGGACGCGACGUAUAUUCAAAGAGCAGAGAAGCUGUUAGUUCGUGUGGUGCAACAAGAAGCCUUUAAACAAGAAAUAGCCAGUCUCGAGAGCAACAAAACAGUCGCAAGUAGUAGCCGGCUGUACCCGCUGCGCAUAGAACUAAACGACGGAGUUAUAGUACUGCGAAGCCGCAUAGCUGCUGUAGACAAAGUCGCUAAAAGCGUGAAGAGUCCACCUGUGUUAGACGGCGAUCACCGCAUUACACAGCUAUAUAUAGAUUGGACACACCGUAGUCUACAACACAGCGGCACCGAGCUCGUCGUGAAUGAGGUCAGACAGCACUACUGGAUUGUGCGCCUGCGCCCGACCGACAGUCAAGCAAGUCAUCGCGCGCUGCCUGCACUGCCGCUUACGUCGCGCGCGCGCGCCGACGCCGGCAACCGGCGACCACCCGAAGACACGCCUAGCUCAUCACCGCAGCAUCACAAGCGAUACGUGGCGCUGUUCACGUGUCUCACAACGAGGGCAGUUCACCUCGAGAUCGCGCACAGCCUCAGCGCGGACUCAGCUGUGUUGGCGCUGCGCAGGUUCGCAGCGCGACGCGGCUGUCCCACCGAAAUCUACUCCGACAACGGCACCAACAUGCACGGUGCUGACCGUGAGCUGCGUGAGGCCUGCCAGGAGGAGGCCAGCCGACGCGGCAUCGCCUGGCGCUUCAUCACGCCUUCCGCGCCUUUCAUGGGAGGCGCCUGGGAGCGCUUAGUGCGGUGCGUUAAGACCGCGCUAGGCGCCACGCUGCACGAGCGCCACCCACGCGAGGAGGUCCUCGCGACGCUGCUCUGCGAGGUCGAGUACGUCGUCAACAGCCGGCCGCUCACCCACGUAUCUGUGAGCGGCGACGACGACGAGUCCAUCACACCGAACCAUUUCCUGCUGGGCGGCUCGGCACGCCUGCCGAGCCCCGGCACGUUCGACGAGCGAGACAUCGACAGCAAGAAGCACUGA